Molecule: messenger RNA, 276 nt
Organism: Lasiosphaeria miniovina
Lineage: Eukaryota; Fungi; Ascomycota; Sordariomycetes; Sordariales; Lasiosphaeriaceae
Product: ankyrin repeat-containing domain protein
Exons: 1
Biological process (GO): positive regulation of protein catabolic process; protein ubiquitination
Molecular function (GO): protein binding
Source: RefSeq, a predicted model, not a curated record
CAGAUUUCUGUGCAGAAAGGCGACCUAUUCAUGAUCGAACUGCUCCUCGAGCGCGGAGCGAACAUUAAUGCGCCACCUGACCCAGACAAGGGCGCCACGGCGCUGCAGCACGCGGCAAUGGGCGGGUUCGUUGGAAUCGCCGAGAUGCUGAUAGAGAAGGGGGCCGAUGUCAACGCUCCUGCGGCCGAGAACGGCGGGAGAACAGCGCUCGAGGGCGCAGCCGAGUACGGCAGGAUUUACAUGAUCCAGCUUCUGCUCAACGCCGGCGCUCAGACA